Molecule: messenger RNA, 4360 nt
Organism: Malania oleifera
Lineage: Eukaryota; Viridiplantae; Streptophyta; Magnoliopsida; Santalales; Ximeniaceae
Exons: 14
Coding region: 721-3921 (1066 amino acids)
Molecular function (GO): GTPase activity; GTP binding
Source: RefSeq, a predicted model, not a curated record
CAAAUGAGUGGUAAUGCCUGACUAAAUGAAUUACUUGCAAGGGAAUGAAAUUACAGGGACGAAUUGAAUCUAAUACUGCAAGGCUUACCAUGGAAAUUGAAAUAAGGAAGAACAAGUUGGCUGAUUCGAGAGAGCCACUCUCGAGAAAUAGAAAACAAAUUGAUUCCAAUUUCCUACCCCCCUCUAUUUCUGCUGUCCCUUAACUUUAUACAUAGCAAACUCUAACUAACUAGAAUACCCCUGCGCUCUCCUACAGUUGGCCUCUUAACACGUAAGCAACAACGAGCCGUUAAGGGAGUUCGACCCAACACCCAGCCUAGCUGCCACGUGAUCCACGCCUCGGCCAUGACGACCCGAGCCCGACCUACCCACAGCGAUCAAUUAUUUGCCUCUUCUGACACCCAGCUUCAGAACAAUCUGCACGAGCUCCAUUGCGAUCAGCUGUUCCAUCCGAAGGCCCUCAAGCCCUCUGUUCGAGCUCCCCUGUAUGGGUCGCUCGUCCGAAGCCCUCAACCAGCUCGGCAUCUCUUCAUCUGAACACAGCUGUGACCCUUCGAAUUUGCGUUCCCUGGUGACGAGUUACCUUGUUUGAGCCGCUCGAUCUGCUUGGAUUCCCCUCUGGUCAGCGUCUCAGACCUUCCCCUAUCUCGGCUCGUAGCACACUUUAAACCCUCUCCCCUCGCAGAAGGGCUUACUGUGAGUGAACAAUUCAUCAAGAUAAUGAUGAAACUAUUCUCCAGAGGCUCUGCCUCGAAAGAAGCUUCAGACGUAUCACCGCAAUCUUUCCCUUCACCUUCGUCGCUGCCUCCAAACUUCACCGGCCCGGCGAGGCCGAUCCGCCGUGUGUAUGCCGACGAGAAGGGCAAGUUUCCGGAUGGAUCCGGAGGCACCGUAGCGAUAUGCCAGUUGGUAAGAACCCGUCGGUGUGGUGGCCGUUUUGCGGGUCGCGCUCGCAGGGCAAGAGCUUAUCUUGAACAGCUUCUUGGAAGGAGUAGCGGAUUUCAAGUUGCAUCAACUCAUCGACCAUGUACUAAAGGACUUUGGUUGUGGAGCACACCCUUAAGGAGAACUGCUCUUGAUGGAACUGAAUACAAUCUUUUGUUAUUAGACAGUGAAGGAAUUGAUGCGUAUGAUCAGACGGGAACGUAUAGCACACAGAUAUUCUCCUUAGCUGUUCUGUUAUCUAGCAUGUUCAUAUACAACCAGAUGGGUGGUAUCGAUGAAGCUGCACUUGAUCGCCUAUCUCUUGUCACCCAAAUGACUAAACAUAUUCGUGUUAGAGCAUCAGGAGGAAGGGUUACUGCAUCUGAGCUAGGGCAGUUCUCACCAAUUUUUGUUUGGCUUUUAAGGGAUUUUUAUUUGGACUUAGUGGAGGAUAACAAGAGAAUAACACCCCGGGACUACCUAGAGAUUGCGUUGAGACCAAAUCAAGAUGGUGGAAAAGAUAUUACUGCCAAAAACGAGAUUCGGGAUUCUAUUCGAGCUCUUUUUCCUGACAGAGAAUGCUUCACUCUUGUGCGGCCGUUGACUAAUGAAAAUGAUCUCCAGAGAUUGGACCAAAUUUCGUUGGACAAGCUGAGGCCAGAAUUUAGGUCUGGUCUGGAUGCAUUGACCAAGUUUGUUUUUGAGAGAACUAGACCCAAGCAAGUAGGAGCUACAAUAAUGACAGGUCCUGUUCUGGUUCGUGUCACGGAAUCUUAUCUAGAUGCACUUAAUAAUGGUGCAGUUCCCACAAUAUUCUCCUCAUGGCAGAGUGUUGAAGAGGCGGAGUGUCGGAGAGCAUAUGACUCAGCUGCUGAAGUAUAUAUGUCUGCUUUUGACCGCUCAAAGCCUCCUGAGGAAGCUGCACUAAGAGAAGCACAUGAAGAAGCAGUUCUGAAAUCUGUGACUACAUUCAAUGCUAAUGCUGUUGGGGCUGGUCCAGCUAGGCAGAAAUAUGAGAAGCUUCUUCAUAACUUCUUGAGAAAGGCAUUUGAGGACUAUAAAAGGAAUGCAUUUAUGGAGGCUGAAUUAAGGUGCUCAAAUUCUAUACAAUAUAUGGAAAAGAAGCUGAGGGCAGCUUGUCUUGCACCUGAUGCAAAACUAGAUCAGGUCAUCAAGGUUCUUGAUGAUCUUCUAUCUGAUUAUGAAGCAUCAUCUCAUGGCCCGGGAAAAUGGCAAAAAUUGACCAAGUUCUUACAACAGAGUUUGGAAGGUCCAAUGCUAGACCUUGUCAAGAAGCAAAUAGAUAAAGUUGGAUCAGAGAAGAGUUCACUCAUGUUAAAAUGCCGUUCUCUUGAAGAUAAGAUGGGAUUACUUCACAAGCAACUAGAAGCUAGUGAGAAGUAUAAGUCUGAAUAUAUGAAACGUUAUGAGGAUGCUAUUAAUGAUAAGAAGAAUCUUGCUGAUGACUAUAUGAGCCGCAUAACUAAUCUGCAGAGUAAUCGCAGCUCAAUGGAGGAACGGUGUUCCAGUUUAUUAAAAACAUUGGAUUCUGCCAGGCAGGAAUCCUCAGAAUGGAAAAGGAAAUAUGAACAGGCUCUAUCAAAUAAAAAAGCUGAGGAAAACCAGGCCAGUGGUGAAAUAGCCAUUCUGAAGGCCAGAAGCUCUGCUGCUGAAGCAAGGUUGGCAGCUGCUCGAGAACAAGCUCAGUCUGCUCAAGAGGAGGCGGAGGAAUGGAAAAGGAAAUAUGAUAUUGCUGUUAGAGAAGCAAAAGCUGCUCUAGAAAAGGCAGCAAUUGUUCAAGAACGCACAAAUAAGCAAACACAACAGAGGGAGGAUGCUUUGAGGGAAGAAUUUUCAAGCAAUUUAGCUGAGAAGGAAUCGGAAAUAAGGGAGAAGGCUGCAAAGAUUGAACGUGCUGAGCAGCGUUUGACGACAUUGAAUUUAGAAUUGAAGGCUGCUGAAUCAAGGAUUAAGAACUAUGAUAUGGAAAUAUCAUCCUUGAACCUUAAAAUCAAGGAGUUGGGCGAGAAGCUAGAAUCUGUAACUGCUAAGGCACUGUCGUUUGAGAGAGAAGCUAGGAUACUUGAGCAGGAGAAAGUCCAUUUAGAACAGAAGUAUCAAUUUGAGUUCCAAAGGUUUGAUGAAGUCCAGGAAAGGUGCAGAAUUGCUGAAAAAGAAGCCAAGAGAGCCACUGAGUUGGCUGACAAAGCACGAGCUGAAGCAGUCUCUGCCCAAAAGGAAAAGAGUGAGAUUCAGCGAUUAGCAAUGGAAAGAUUGGCCCAGAUUGAGAGGGCUGAAAGGCAGAUUGAAAAUUUGGAGAGGGAGAAACAUGAUUUGGCAGAUAAAGUUGAUACAUUGCGUGUGUCAGAAAUGGAGGCAGUUUCCAAAGUUAAAUUACUGGAGGAAAGGGUUGAAGAACGGGAGACAGAAAUAGAGUCUCUGUUAAAAUCAAACAAUGAGCAGAGGGCUGAUACAGUUCAAGUGCUUGAGAAUCUUCUUGGGACAGAGCGGACAGCCCGAGCUGAAGCAAACAACAGGGCGGAGGCACUUUCUGUUCAGUUACAGGCCACGCAGGGGAGACUUGAUUUACUCCAACAGGAGUUGACUUCCGUACGACUGAAUGAAACAGCAUUGGAUAGUAAGCUCAAGACUGCUGCACAUGGAAAACGCGCGAGGGUGGAUGACUAUGAAAUAGGCAUGGAUUCUGUUCACGAUAUGGAUACUGGUGACAAAAUAAUCAGAGGAAGUAAGAGGUCCAAAAGCUCAACUAGUCCUGUAAAGUACACACAGGCAGAGGAUGGUGGAUCAGUUUUCAGGGCCGAUGAUGAUAAUCAGAGCCAGCAUAUCAAUCGAGAGGAUUAUACAAAGUUCACCGUUCAAAAACUCAAGCAAGAGCUAACAAAGCAUAACUUUGGUGCUCAGCUUCUUGAGUUGAGGAAUCCCAACAAGAAAGAUAUCCUUGCACUCUAUGAGAAACAUGUUCUCCAGAAAUCAUAACUAUUGACGUUUACUUAAUGAUUUGGGAGGUGCCUGUAAUCUACAGAGAAUUUGCUUGUUAGUUUAUGAUUCUAGGUGGAAAAAAAAAGUCUCUUCAUAUGUUGGAACAUGCCUGUAAUCUACAGAGAAUUUGCUUGUUAGUUUGUCAUUGGUACAAAGGUUGGAAUUACUAUUUAGUGUGAGCUACAAAGGUUGGAAUUACUAUUUAGUGUGAGCACAGAAGGGUUCCUCUCUUCAUAUGCCAAUGAGGUCAAGCAGGUCGCUGGGUAAGAUGUUUCUGACAUUUCCUACUUUCGUUUCCAUUUGUUUUUGCUCUUCAUUUUUUUUGGAUCUCUGGAAGAGACUUCUGAAUUUUCCUGUAGUUGAGCCACCAGAGUACUUAAUGCCAUGAUGUGAUUGCAUGAGUCAGAAUUUCCUCAAUAUAGUCGCUUUUCCUAAA